AUGCCACUCAAGACCGUGAUAUGUAUCGGCAUGGCCGGUUCUGGAAAGACUACGUUCAUGCAACGUUUGAACUCGCAUUUGCAUGCCGCAAAAUCUCCACCCUACGUUGUACAACUAGAUCCUGCGGUGUUAAAUGUGCCUUAUGGAGCUAAUAUCGACAUUCGUGACUCCGUGAAAUACAAGAAAGUGAUGGAGAACUACAAUCUGGGCCCCAACGGUGCUAUCGUUACAAGUCUUAACCUCUUCAGCACGAAAAUAGACCAAGUGAUUAAGCUGGUUGAGAACAAGCGCGACAAAUACGAGCACUGUAUAAUAGAUACACCUGGCCAGAUCGAGUGUUUUGUUUGGAGUGCCUCAGGUGCAAUCAUAACCGAGUCUUUUGCCUCCACAUUCCCCACUGUUAUUGCCUACAUUGUCGAUACACCAAGAAAUUCCUCUCCUACCACUUUCAUGAGCAACAUGCUGUACGCGUGCUCUAUUCUCUACAAAACAAAGUUGCCAAUGGUUGUAGUGUUCAACAAAACCGAUGUGUGUAAGGCCGAUUUCGCACGCGAAUGGAUGACUGACUUCGAGGCAUUCCAAGAUGCUCUAAGGCAAGACCAGGAGCUGAAUGGCGAAACAGGUAUGGGGUCCGGUUAUAUGGGUUCGUUAGUGAAUUCUAUGUCGCUGAUGCUGGAAGAAUUCUAUUCACAACUAGACAUGGUUGGUGUUUCCAGUUACACAGGUGAGGGCUUCGACGAAUUUUUAACCGCCGUUGACAAAAAAGUGGAUGAGUACGAGUCCUACUACAAAGCAGAGAGAGAAAGGAUAUUAAAGCAAAAGGAAGAAGAGGAGAAGACUAAAAAACAGAAAUCUCUUGAGCAUCUCAUGAAAGAUCUGGGCUUGAAAGAUGAACAGAAUGCAGAAAAUGCUAAACAAGAAGAGGCCGACGUCCUGAGCGACUUUGAAGAAGGCGAAAACGAUGGCAUUGUUCUCAGGGAUGAGGAUGAGGGGGUCGAGAGAGAGUACACAUUUGCAGAGGGGGACAGGAUGAGCGGCGAGGUCAACGGGAAAUCAACUCCUGACUUGCAGAAGAGAUACGAAGAAGCAUUCCAGAAGGUUGCCAAAUCCGCAAGCAGCGAGACCGCUGAAAACAUUGCACGUUACAUUAGACAGUAA
Molecule: messenger RNA, 1158 nt
Organism: Lachancea thermotolerans CBS 6340
Lineage: Eukaryota; Fungi; Ascomycota; Saccharomycetes; Saccharomycetales; Saccharomycetaceae
Gene: NPA3
Product: GTPase NPA3
Exons: 1
Coding region: 1-1158 (385 amino acids)
Molecular function (GO): GTPase activity
Source: RefSeq, a predicted model, not a curated record